AUCCCACCACAGGACAUCCAUACAGCAGACCUGAGGAAAGCCAAAGAAUAACAUCAGACAUCAAACACUGAAUCUCAUGAACUAUUUUAAAACAAGAUGAAGACGUUGAAAGCAAAGUUCAAGAAGUCAGAGAGUCAAGACUGGAGUAAGACAGAUGACAGAUUGUUGCAGGCUGUAGAACAGAAUGAUCCAGAAAAAGUAGCCACGCUGCUGGUGAAGAAAGGUCUCUGUCCGUCCAAAUUGGACGCUGAGGGCAAAUCAGCGUUCCAUCUUUGUGCGUCUCGAGGUCGUUUGGACUGUCUAGAUGUCAUCCUCUCUCAUGGGGUGGACAUCAAUGUAACAGACGGCACUGGGUUUAAUGCUCUCCAUCUUGCUGCUAAGAAUGGACAGUCAGAUUGUCUAAAGAGGCUUCUUCAGGAAAGGAUGUCUGUCGAUGCCACAGACAGUUUUGGAAGGACUUCCUUACACCAUGCUGCUGUAAGUGGCUGCUUGUCCUGCUCUGAGAUUCUGUGGGACUUUAAAGCCAACCUUGAUAUUCAAGAUGGAGAUGGGUCAACUCCAUUGAUUCUGGGAGCCCAGAUGAGCAGAGUCGAACUUUGUGCCUUUCUUUUGGAACGAGGAGCCAAUCCUAAUAUACAGGACAACCAGGGCAGAUCAGCAUUGAUGUUGGCCUGUGAGAGUGACAGCAUGGAGACUGUAGAGGUGCUACUGAAAGGCGGAGCUAACCCACACCUAACCGACGCCCUGGGGCACAACUCCGCCCACAACAGCAUCACCGCCGGCAACCAAAACAUCACCCAGCUUCUACAGAGUGUAGGCGUUUCCACAGCUGCUGAGGGUUCGAGUGAGGAGGCAGAGGAUGAGGAGGUCUUUGAAGAAAUCCGUAAGCUCAGGCUGGAGAGAGGUCGCCUGCUGCAGAAAAUCAAGGUUCUGGAGCAGCAGCAGAACAGCGCCACCACUGCCCUGGAGGAGCUAAACUCUUUGAAAAAGCGCCUGAGCGAGGUUGAGGCCGAGCGUGACCGACUCCUGGCCGAGCUGGAGGAGUUGAGAGCGGCUCAGGUGAGCGGCGUGACCUGUGACUCUGAAGAUGCGGAGGACUCAGAUGACAUGUUGGACUUCCCAGGAGCGGAGAAGUUACUAUCUAAGCAAUCACGAGGUCUUGAUGCUGAUUCGCCGGCUGAGGCUGCCUCUCAAGAGAAUCCGGUCAUGGUGGAACAGCUUCGCAGAAAAGUGGAGGAACUGACCUCCCAGAAUGCCGACCUGGUUCUCAAAGUGCAGAUGCUGGAGAUGUUUGAGAAGGAUGACACGGAUAUGCAGAGCUCGGGUCCAGAUUUUGUUCCCACAGCUCAGUAUGAAUCUUUAAGGCGAGAGUUUGAGGAACUGCAGGAGAAAUACUCCAGAGCUCAGGCUUCGACUGAAGCCUCAAGUAUCGCAGAGGAUCCUGGAUCUGAGGAGAAAGAGGAAAAAGAUCAAAAAGCUCUGGAGGAACAGCUGGCCCAAGCCAAGACUGAGUUAGAGGAACUCAAAGAACAGAUGCGUCUAGGGGUCUAUUCAGUGGAGGAAGCAGGAUCGAAGCCUGAAAGGGGCUCAGAGUCCCCUGAGAAUGGGGUAAAUCUGGAGAACCAGCAGCUGAGAGUGAGGGUGCACGAGCUGGAGGCGGAGCUAGCUAGCAAAAAGACAGACGGGGAGGAACUUCGAGAAGGUGACAAUGACACCAUCCAACAGCUGAAACAGAGAGUGACUGAACUUGAGGCAGCUCUGCAGGAUAGAGAGAAAGGGAGAGAGGAGGAGAACGAGACAGUUGUGAGCCUUAAAAAGCAAGUGGAAGAGCUGGAAAAAGCUCUGGAGCAAAGCAAAGCAGCAGGCCACGAGGACAGCAAGGGAGCGCCGGUGAACGGGUUGCAGGCACGGGUGGAAGAACUUGAGCGGGCGUUGAAAGAUAGCGUCCCGCGAGGUCAGUUUGAAGAGGUUCAGGUCACUUUAGGGCUUCAGCUUAACCAGCUGGCUCGAGAACGAGCCGAAGUGGCUACCCGACUCAACCAGGCCUUGGUGGAGCUGGAAAGGCUCCGCCCACCGUCCCACACUGGCGAAGAUGAAGAUGACGAGGACCCGUCCGAGAGCUCGGAGAUCUCUAUUGCAUCUGAUCACUCCCUGCACCUGUCGCCGGGCGGAAGGACCUUGGAGGCCAUACAGGAGGAGCUGGAAGUUGCAAGGCAAGAGGCAGCACAAGCUCUAGACACCCUGUGUGCCGAGAGAGAAAGCCGGGCCCUGGAUGCACUCCAACUGAGAGAUGCAAUACCACUGGUGAAACACCAGGAGGUGCUGACCGCAAUAGCCCAGCAGCUAGCGCAAACAGAAAAAGAGCUCCAAGCAGAGAGGGCACUACGUGAGCAAACUCAAACCGAGCUAACCAGACUGAAAUCCGAACUGGAGGCUGUGCAAAAAGACUCAGUUAGGAAGGACGAACAUGACAAAGUCAAGACAGAGCUAGAGCGCUCUCUGGAGGAAAGUCGGCAGAGUGCAAUAGCGGCGCAGGAGUCUCUGAGUGAAAAAGAGACGGAGCUCAAAGAGCUGCGAUCGCAGAAAGCCUUAGAACAAGGACUAGUGUCCAAAGAAGACCAUGAGGCCCAGAGGCUCUCCCUACAAGCUGAGAUCAACACCCUGACGGCUCAGAUGGCCGAUCUAGCGCGCAAGCACGAGAAGACCUGCACUGAGGUAUUCCAGGUGCAGCGGGAGGCUUUGUUUAAUAAGAGCGAGCGUCAGGUGGCUGAAUCCCAGCUGGAGACGGUUAAAAAGCAGCUGGCGGAUCUUCAGGCCGAGUCCACCCACAUCCAACAGCUGCACCAGGACAUCCAAGACUCGCAGGGGCUCAUCAAGGAGAAAGACCGCAAGAUCACAGAGUUGUCUAAGGAGGUUUUUCGUUUGAAGGAGGCUCUGGGGGCUUUGACUCCUCCGCUGGGACGUUCCCCUUCGCCACCGUCCUCAGGGAUACCUGGACAACAGCUGGCACUGCAGAACCGUGUGACUGCAUUAACACAGCAACUCCAGGACUGGGAGCGCAAACACAAGGCUGUUGUUUCAAUAUAUCGCUCUCAUCUAUUAGCUGCUGUACAGGGCCGGAUGGAUGAAGAAGUUCAGGCGCUUUUGCUUCAAAUCCUCCGUAUGUCGCAGAAAGGUCAAAAUUAGUGCUUUGCAACUGACAGCAAUACAGCGCGUUCAAAUGACUGCUAUAUGUACCCUUGAACCGAAGCGUAUCACCACUGUGCACCGCCAGCAUCAGGCACUGAAACUGUGAAUGAGAAGAUAUCGUUUUGGAACAUGACAGAAAUGAUUAUAUUUCCUGUAUGUGAUGAUUUAUGAGGGACAACACAGAUACUUUUGUACCACGUUUCAAUAAACACUG
Molecule: messenger RNA, 3403 nt
Organism: Labeo rohita (rohu)
Lineage: Eukaryota; Metazoa; Chordata; Actinopteri; Cypriniformes; Cyprinidae
Gene: ankrd24
Product: ankyrin repeat domain 24
Exons: 21
Coding region: 97-3186 (1029 amino acids)
Molecular function (GO): actin binding
Source: RefSeq, a predicted model, not a curated record